This is a messenger RNA of Carcharodon carcharias (great white shark), 2537 nucleotides long. RefSeq names its product succinate receptor 1-like. Gene Ontology annotation, cellular component: plasma membrane. NCBI's taxonomy places the organism in Eukaryota, Metazoa, Chordata, Chondrichthyes, Lamniformes, Lamnidae. Gene Ontology annotation, molecular function: G protein-coupled receptor activity. The record is from RefSeq and is a predicted model, not a curated record. The coding region runs from base 646 to 1662 and encodes 338 amino acids. The transcript has 6 exons. Gene Ontology annotation, biological process: G protein-coupled receptor signaling pathway.
CAAGAGAAGAUUACUUACACAAGAGAGUGGUUAGAAUAUAGAACUCGCUAAUACACGAGAUCAAUUUCAACUGCAAACCAAACCUACAGAGAAGAAGUAUAAAGAGCAGUGAAUCACAAGCAAUACAUCAAAUGAACCAUUGCCAACCACAUACAGCAAAUAUUACAUGCUUUGACUUAUCCGUUCAAAACAUCCCAGUUGGGGAAACAGAUCAAGAAACCCAACUCAGAAGAGCCCCUCAGACAAAAUGUGCAAAUAAAAUGAGCAAAAGAUCGACACUGGUUGAUGCUGAGCUAAAGCCAAGUUCUAAGGGACGAUCAAAGGAUUGGCCAAGAGUGAACUCAAAAGAUGUCUUACAAGGAAUACAAGACUCAGGGCACACAAACCAUUUGAACCCCUGGGAUCAAGGAAGUGCAUGCACAGCACUGAACCUGCCAGCCAAAGAUAACAGCAAUCAGUAUUAGGUCAGAAGAGAUCCAGAAUACAAAAGUUACGUCACGUCCUUCCAGUUUACGAAACCAGGAGGUUGUGAAUAUCUCGAGACAAGAGCUUCUUACCUAAAAUCGGGCACAGUGUGAUCUACCCACUCACUAUACAUUUUCAACCUCACAGCUUCUGACUUAGUGGGAGAAUCCACAUCCCAAUAUGGAAAUGGAAAACAUGUGUUUGGACACCAAUCCUCAGCUGGAGAAGUAUUACCUUCCAACCAUGUAUGGAAUAGAGUUCAUCUUAGGACUCAUUGGCAACCUCUCUGUGAUAUGGGGCUAUAUAUUCUGUCUGAAGGAAUGGAAUUGCAGCAACAUCUACCUUUUCAAUCUUUCCAUCACAGACCUGACUUUCAUUUUCACCCUUCCCAUGCUAGUGGCUUUCUAUGGCCAAGGCAACAAGUGGACCUAUGGUCAUAUAACGUGUGUAUUAAAUAGAUUCAUCCUUCAUGCUAACAUGUACAUGAGCAUCCUGUCCCUCAGUUGCAUCAGUUUUGAUCGGUACCUGCUGGUGAUGAGGCCACUGAAGCCUCACUUUUUUCAGAAAAAGUGGAACGCCAUCAUCAUCUGCCUUGGUAUUUGGAUAUUUGUAGCACUAGAGUUAGUGCCUAUAUUCAUUUUUAUCAGGGACGAUGCUAUCAAUGGCACCGAAGAUGUUGACUGUUUAGAUUAUGCCAGCUCAGGAGAUGCCUCCCGCAAUCUGAUUUACAGCCUGUACCUCACAGUUUUUGGUUUUCUCGCACCGCUCAGUGUCAUGCUUUUCUUUUACAUCCAAACUGCGCGCGGCCUUAAGAAAAUACAGCAACAACGCACCAAGAUUCAUGUGGAAAAGCCCCUUACAUUGGUCAUUUUGGCUAUUGUCAUUUUCUUGGUAUUCUUGACCCCUUAUCACAUAAUGCGCAAUGUUCGCAUUGCUUCCAGAAUGGAGAACAACGGCAUGUCGGAAUGUGACAAACUAGUUGUAAAGGCUGUUUACGCCAUCACUAGGCCCAUAGCUUUCCUCAACUCAAUCAUAAACCCCAUUUUCUACUUCAUGUUGGGGGACAAGUUCAGGGAGCUAUUUUUCAACAAACUGAAAAGCAUCUUCUUCAGAAAGUCACAGGUCUCAAGGCAAAAUGAAUACAGUUCCACCAGGCCGUCUGGGUUAAAUUCAGGCUCAGAGGUAAUGAUUCAGUAAAUAAAACUUAUGGUCCAAAAAGCUUUUCAUGACUGUUGGUCUUCCACACCUCAUGUCUGGUUCUGGUGUGGACUAAUUGCUAGAGAUUGAUUGCUUUGAUUAGUCAAAUAAACGCCGCUAUUGUUGCACCAGGAUGAUAGAAGGAGAACUCUAUAGACCUUAAUAUUUCUUUCAUCUAAUAAUUCCUUUGUUUCUAUCCCUCAAUAGUUCAUUUAUAAAAAUUAUUGCAAAGGUCCAAAAUAAAACUGGAAUAAAAGUUUCAGCAUAAUAAUAGCAUCCAUUGUGUUGCUCUUCUACCACAGUUUGUGCAGUUGAAGUAUUCCUGUAAUGCUCUUGAUUAUCACCAGGUGAUAUCCCUUGUGUCCUGGAUACACUUUGAACAAAAGCAAGAUAACCCUGGCCAGGCAUCAACUGCCCAGAGCACAUAAACUCUUCCUCAAAACUGAAAGAUAAACAAUACUUUUUUAAAAAAAAACAACAGAACAGGGGAAGUAAAGGUUGAAAGAAACACCCUCUGAAAUAACAAUUCAAAAUGUAAUUGAAAGGGAUCAGCAAGACAACCCCAAGGAUAUUCGGGAACGGUUAAUUUAUGAUUUGUAACCAUUGUUACGGCAAUUAGACAGUGAGGCAAUCAUCCUGAAAAUUGUCACCCCCAACACAUGAGUUGGCUGUGCAGGUGCGAUAGGCACUGAAAUAUUAACAAGUGCAUUUUUCAAGUAUUCAGCAUUUGAUUAUGGGUAUCUCCUCUAUUCUCUGUGUGUGAGUAGUUAAACCUGGAUAUGUUACUGAGAAAAGAGAAACUAAACUGUAGGCAAGCAGCUGUAAGCAUGAGAGCAGACAUUUUAAAGCAUUGAAUAAAACACCUGUGCACACAU